AUGAAUACUCUCAUGGAUGUCCUUCACCACAGGCCAGGAUGGGUGGAAGUAAAGGAUGAAGGAGAGUGGGAUUUCUACUGGUGCGAUGUCAGCUGGCUCCGGGAGAAUUUCGACCACACCUACAUGGAUGAACACAUGCGGAUCAGUCACUUCCGAAACCACUACGAGCUGACCCGCAAGAACUACAUGGUGAAGAACCUGAAGCGCUUCCGGAAACAGCUGGAACGCGAGGCGGGAAAGCUGGAGGCAGCCAAGUGCGACUUCUUCCCCAAAACCUUCGAGAUGCCCUGCGAGUACCAUCUGUUUGUGGAGGAGUUUCGCAAAAACCCAGGAAUCACCUGGAUCAUGAAGCCUGUAGCCCGGUCGCAGGGGAAGGGCAUCUUCCUCUUCCGGAGGCUGAAGGACAUCAUGGACUGGAAGAAGGACACAAGAAGUUCUGAUGACCAGAAAGAUGAUAUUCCCGUGGAGAGCUAUGUAGCUCAGCGUUACAUCGAAAAUCCCUACCUGAUAGGAGGCCGCAAGUUUGACCUGCGUGUCUAUGUGCUGGUGAUGUCGUACAUGCCGCUGCGAGCCUGGCUGUACCGGGACGGCUUCGCCCGAUUCUCCAACACCCGCUUCACACUGAACAGCAUUGAUGACCAGUAUGUUCACCUCACCAAUGUCGCCGUGCAAAAGACGUCUCCCGACUACCACCCAAAGAAGGGCUGCAAGUGGAUGCUGCAGCGCUUCCGGCAGUAUCUGGCGUCCAAGCACGGGCCCGAGGCAGUGGAGACGCUCUUCAGUGACAUGGACAACAUCUUCAUCAGAAGCCUGCAGAGCGUGCAGAAGGUGAUCAUCAGCGACAAGCACUGCUUCGAGCUGUAUGGCUAUGACAUCCUCAUAGACCAGGACCUCAAGCCGUGGCUCCUGGAGGUCAAUGCAUCCCCAUCACUGACAGCCAGCAGCCAGGAGGACUAUGAGCUCAAGACCUGCCUCCUGGAAGACACCCUGCACAUCGUGGACAUGGAGGGCAGACUCACGGGAAGAGAGAAGCGAGUGGGAGGCUUCGACCUCAUGUGGAACGAUGGCCCUGUCAGCAGAGAAGACGGGCCUCAUGACCUGUCGGGGCUGGGGAACAUUGUGACCAACACGCACCUUGGCUGCGUCAAUGAUCGGAAAAAACAGCUGAGGCAGCUGUUCCGCUCCCUUCAAGGCCAGAAGAAAACUCCCAACUAA
Molecule: messenger RNA, 1215 nt
Organism: Mesoplodon densirostris (Blainville's beaked whale)
Lineage: Eukaryota; Metazoa; Chordata; Mammalia; Artiodactyla; Ziphiidae
Gene: TTLL9
Product: tubulin tyrosine ligase like 9
Exons: 12
Coding region: 1-1215 (404 amino acids)
Biological process (GO): protein polyglutamylation; microtubule cytoskeleton organization
Cellular component (GO): cilium
Molecular function (GO): tubulin binding; tubulin-glutamic acid ligase activity
Source: RefSeq, a predicted model, not a curated record